Molecule: messenger RNA, 480 nt
Organism: Thelazia callipaeda (thelaziosis nematode)
Lineage: Eukaryota; Metazoa; Nematoda; Chromadorea; Rhabditida; Thelaziidae
Source: the annotation of a GenBank genome assembly
AUGAUGAAAAUCAAUAUAUUAUUCAUGAUAUUUGCUGCUGCAACAUAUGGUGAUUUAAUAUCAGACUCAACUGAUUUCUUCUCUAAAAAAUUUACUGAUGUGAAGUCACUAUUUGCUAACGAUGAGAAUCAACUAAAAGAAAAUGUUGGCCGAGUGAAAGACUUGCUGUCAUCAAUUCAAGGCAAAGAGAGUAUGUUGAAAACAUUGGCUAAUGAUGGUCAAAAAUCAACGCUUGAAAAAGUUGGCAAUAUGGUUGCACAAAUCAGCAAUUUCCAGAAAAAUAUAUUAGGAGGUUCGUCCGACUUCAGUGAAAAGAAGAAAAACUGGGAGCAAAUUGUGAAGGACAUAUUUGUUACUCAAGGACUUAAUAAGAUAUUACCUCUACUUCAGAAGCUUCAAAACAACGCCCCCGCCAAAUCUGCCGUAUCUGUCCUCCUCACCUGUACCAUUCCGCUCACAACCAUUGCACUGUGGCGUUAA